Molecule: messenger RNA, 147 nt
Organism: Bactrocera dorsalis (oriental fruit fly)
Lineage: Eukaryota; Metazoa; Arthropoda; Insecta; Diptera; Tephritidae
Exons: 2
Source: RefSeq, a predicted model, not a curated record
GAGAAGAGAAGAGAAGGAAAAGAAAGAAAGAGAGAAAGAAGAAAGAAGAAAAAAAAGAGAAAAGAGAGAAAAGAGGAGGAGAAGAAAAGAGAAAAGAGAAAGAGAAGGAAAAGAGGAGAAAGGAAGGGCAAAAAAGUGGAUAAAGAA